Aspergillus costaricaensis CBS 115574 is the source of this 1020-nucleotide messenger RNA. RefSeq names its product aromatic alcohol reductase. The record is from RefSeq and is a predicted model, not a curated record. The coding region runs from base 1 to 1020 and encodes 339 amino acids. Gene Ontology annotation, molecular function: oxidoreductase activity. The transcript is spliced from 2 exons. Lineage: Eukaryota; Fungi; Ascomycota; Eurotiomycetes; Eurotiales; Aspergillaceae.
AUGACCGACCAAUACGCCAAGGACCAACCCGCUGGGUUCAGCAACCGCAUUCAACGCAUUGCUAUCGUCGGAGCCGGGGGAACCGUCGGAAAGCCCAUCACCGAGGAACUGCUUCGGACUGGACAGCAUAGCGUGACAGCCCUGACCCGCAUCGGUAGUACGAGCCAGGUGCCCGCCGGCGUCCAGUCCAUUACUGUGGACUACGACGAUGAGGCCAGCUUGGUGCGCGCUCUUCAGGGCCAGGACUGCUUGAUCAUCAGUCUCUCAGUGCGGACCCCUCGCGAUACCCAGUCAAAGCUGCUGCAAGCUGCCUCUCAAGCUGGGAUCCGGCAUGUGAUGCCUAAUGUCUGGGGUUGUGAUGUCACGCACCCGCCGUUAGCCGACAGCGGUCUCAACUGGGGAGGGUUUCGCGACCUCGUGGCCGGCAUCGAGGCCGAGGGCAUGGCGUGGACCGCACUGAUCUGUGGGUUCUGGUAUGAGCACAGCCUGGUACUGGGGCCGAGUGCAUUCGGCUUCGAUCUUUCCGCCAAGAAGCUCAUCCUGAACGACGACGGCAACACCAAGGUCAAUGUCAGCACCCUGACCCAGUGUGGCCGGGCCGUAGCUACCCUUCUGAGCCUUCCUGUGCUCCCAGAAGACGAACAAGAUGACCAGCUGACAAUGAGUCGGUGGCGGAACAAGCCGAUGUACAUCUCCGAUUUCCUGAUCACUCAGCGAGACAUGCUGGCAAGUUGGCUCCGAGUGACAGGCGAUACGGCAGACAGUUGGACGAUCGAACAGGAACCCUCCCAAAGUCGAUAUGAGCGCGGAUUGGAGUCGGUGAAGCAGGGCGACCAUGCGGGAUUAGUGCUGGCCAUGUACUCGCGGGUCUUCUUCCCUAACGGCGAUGGCAAUUACGAGCAGCGUCAGGGGCUAGACAAUGACCUGCUGCGACUUCCCACGGAAGAUUUGGAUGAGCACACGCGCGAGGCCAAGGUCAUGUUUGACCGGGGAUAUAAUUAUAUGACAAACCGUAAUUGA